AUGUCCGGUCAUCAUACCGGCCGCGCCCACACCGCAGCCUCUGCGGCGAACCCAAACAGUUCGACUGCCCAGGACACAAAUCAGGUCGCCGUAUGGUUCCAGAAGUUUGCACCCUUCGUAUACGACACAAGUGCCAGCACCAGAAGUAACUUUGAUCGUCUCACCUCACAGCGCAACUGGGGUGAUAAGCUUCGAAGGAAGCAGUGGACCAGUUUGCAGGCGGUCUCAGCGGCGCCAAACCAUACUGACGCGGACGUUAAUGCUCAUACCGAUACCCCAAACCAGGGCGGCGCAUGGUUCCAGCAAUUCGAAAAUUUCGUACACGAUCCAACGGUCGGAAUCAGAAGCAAUUUCGAGCGUCUAGCAGCACAACGCAGCUGGGGCAACAGACUGAAACAGAGGCGUUGGGCUGAAUGCCAGGAGGAGGAAUUCGGCUAUGCAUAUGGAACGAAUACAACAAAGCUAGAGAUCUGGCAGAGGCUAUGUCGUGAGGUGCACAUCAGCGAUCCACCAGACAGUAUAACACAGUGUAGACAGAUGGUUCGCGGAAGUCGCGCUAAGGGAGGCGUCUCCAUUGUACCUGAAGCUGGGACAACUGCUUCUCCUUCCUCGAGCGACCGUAGCACUCCUCCUCCAAGCGACGACGGUUCCUCUGAUGAAGUUCGUGACUAUUUCUCGCAAGAAAAGUUUAAUGGAUUUGUCCCAGACCCUGAGGACGAUCUCAUAGCGAAACUCAGCAAGCUUUCGAUCCACCAAGGUUGGUCCAAGAGCGAGGCGAAGCGUCGUCGCGCGGAGGUCGUUGACUUCGAGGUGUCUCGACACUACGGCCCUGACAAGUCGAAACUAGAAAAUUGGCAGAAGCUGUGUCGUGAUGUCAAGAUCGAACCUGCUCUUUCACGCGUCUAUGUCAACAUCUUCAACAUCCUGGACCAUCUAGACAAUCCCGAGCGCUACGAUGUCAUUGUCUUCAAGAACUACAAGCUCUUCCGUGCAUAUACGCUGAAGAGCCGCAUCUUCCCUCUGGAUCUGGCUAAGGAGGACGGCUUUGUCAAGGCUCUGCUUCGCCCCCUCUACAUGAAGAGGAAGUAG
This is a messenger RNA of Alternaria ethzedia, 1089 nucleotides long. RefSeq lists its product as uncharacterized. The record is from RefSeq and is a predicted model, not a curated record. The transcript is spliced from 5 exons. Bases 1 to 1089 code for a protein of 362 amino acids. Lineage: Eukaryota; Fungi; Ascomycota; Dothideomycetes; Pleosporales; Pleosporaceae.